AUGGCCUCCACAUCUCACAAAAAGUAUCAUGUGGAUGAUUUCAAUUCAAAAAUGUUUCUUGAUGUUUAUUUUUCACAGGGUGCUCAGCAGUCAAUGCAAGAAGUUGCAGUAAUAUAUCCUAUAAUACAGCUUCACAAGGCAGUGACCUCAGGACGCAUUAAAGGAGACACAUUGACUGAUAUCACUUUAGGACCCCUUAUUCACCUCCUGUAUACAGUGUGUGACAUUUUCAAAGAGAUCAAUAUUUUAAAAUUCAAUGAUGAAUGUAUCAAGGAAUUGAAGAAAUGGUUGGACACACAUACAGAAUGUUUUGACUGGUCUCAUACAUCGAAGUAUAUCACAGAAUUAUAUGGAGGAAGCUCUCAAAUUCAGGAGAAGGAAGAAGAGUUAAAAAGCAAAAUAUGGUACAUUGUAAAAUGUAAUAUUGAAAAAGAAAAUAUUACAGAUCCCGUGGUUCUACCAAAAUCUGACUGUCUAUUGAGUGCAGCUGUGUUGGAAGUGAUUAGUGAAGAUCAGGAAGCGUUUCGCAAAAACUUUAAAAAAAUGGUAUCUUUGCUCAAACCUGGCGGACAGCUUUUGUUAUUUACAGUACUAGAAGCAACUUUCUACCAUGUCGGGGAACAUAAGUUUAGUUUCUUAAAAUGUGAUGAGACAUUUGUCAGAAGUGUUCUAUGUGAACAAGGUUUUCUUAUUGAGUUUGUUGACUUGUUCAAAAAACCCUCUGACUCACAUCUCAUAGAUUUUAAUGACAUCAUGUUCAUCAUAGCAUGCAAACCCAUGGAUACAUAA
This is a messenger RNA of Pelobates fuscus (common spadefoot toad), 789 nucleotides long. RefSeq names its product nicotinamide N-methyltransferase-like. Gene Ontology annotation, cellular component: cytosol. NCBI's taxonomy places the organism in Eukaryota, Metazoa, Chordata, Amphibia, Anura, Pelobatidae. Gene Ontology annotation, molecular function: N-methyltransferase activity. The transcript has 3 exons. The record is from RefSeq and is a predicted model, not a curated record. The coding region runs from base 1 to 789 and encodes 262 amino acids.